AUGGUGUCUGACCAACAAAUAGCUGAAGCUUUACAAUCUUUAAUUUGGCAAACAAACCCUAAUUCUUUCACUUCACUCAACCAAGUUAUUCUUCAAUUGCAAUCCAAUUUAGGGUUUGAUCUUUCUAACAAAAUUGAUUUCAUUCGUGCUCAUAUUAGUCUUUUGUUCAAUUCUCAGCCUCCUCCUCCUCCUUCUGUUCCUGUUCCGCCGCCGUCGAUUGUAUCUACUGUGAAUGCUUCUUUGAUUGUCAAUCCUCAAUCUCAUUUUCAAACUUGUUGUUCAUCAACAACAGAGGGUUUUCAUCACCCUCCACCACCUGCGGUUCAAUCUUAUUUUCCCAAUGGUCCUACUGAAAUUAACUUUGCUCAACCUGGUAAUGGAACUAUUGCUGCUGAUGCUCUUUCCUCACCUUCGGCUAAAGAAAGUACCCAAAGUCGGCCCAAAAGAAGAGGAGGUCCGGGAGGGCUGAACAAACUUUGUGGUGUUACACCCCAACUUCAGACAAUUGUGGGCCAACCAGCCUUGCCAAGAACAGAGAUUGUCAGGCAACUUUGGGCAUAUAUAAGAAAGAACAAUCUCCAAGAUCCGAGUAACAAAAGAAAGAUAAUAUGCAAUGAUGAGUUGCGAUUGGUAUUUGAAGUUGACUGUACGGAUAUGUUUCAGAUGAACAAGCUGCUGGCAAAACAUAUUAUUCCUCUUGAUCCCACAAAGGUUCCAGAACCACCAUCCAAGAAAGCUAAGGUUGAGGAAUAUGAAGUUCCAAGCACCGAACCUGCUAGCUCUCCUUCUAUUGUGAUAUCUGAAGCACUGGCCAAAUUUUUUGGAACAAGCGAGAAGGAAAUGCUUCAAUCUGAGGUUUAUAAGCGUAUUGAAGAAUACAUUAAGACAGAAGGCUUGGAGGUAGUUCGUGCUGCACGGGGUAAGUUCGAAAGGAAAAAGCCCCAUGUAAAUAUAGGCACAAUUGGCCAUGUCGACCAUGGAACAGAUGGAAGUUAUGGAACAGAUGUUGAGACUCCCAACAUUGGGCAAGAAGCUACUCCAACAUUCGGAACUCGCAAGAGAAAAUGGACAUCAGAUUGUUGGGACCAUUACAAUACUUUCGAUGGUGAUGAAUUCGCUGAUAAGAGGCCAAGAGCUUACUUACCCAAAGUCGGCCCAAAAGAAGAGGAGACCUUUAUUGCAGUACCCAAAGUCGGCCCAAAAGAAGAGGAGGUCCGGGAGGGCUGAACAAACUUUGUGGUGUUACACCCCAACUUCAGACAAUUGUGGGCCAACCAGCCUUGCCAAGAACAGAGAUUGUCAGGCAACUUUGGGCAUAUAUAAGAAAGAACAAUCUCCAAGAUCCGAGUAACAAAAGAAAGAUAAUAUGCAAUGAUGACUUGCGAUUGGUAUUUGAAGUUGACUGUACGGAUAUGUUUCAGAUGAACAAGCUGCUGGCAAAACAUAUUAUUCCUCUUCAUCCCACAAAUAUAUCAAAAUUUCUAGAUCUUUCUAUUAUACUUCCUCUGGAUUUUAUUAGUUGCUACAGUUUCUGUAGCAACUACUGUUCAUCAACCGAUCUUAUUUGAUAUAUUCCUCCAUGUAUAAUGUAAAACAUAGUCAAGUGAGAUCUUGUUUGAUUCACCUUAAUACGUAUUUUUAUAAUAUUAACUUUUUAAAAAUUUUUAUCAUAAGAAAUUAAAGAUAUUAAACAUUAAAAUCGUGCAUUGAAUAGCGUAAAAAACAGAAGUGUAGCAACUAUUAAAAACCAGAGGAAGUAUAUCCUUAUCUAUCAUAGCCUUCUUGAUUCCAUUCUGAUUGUUGCAGAGGUUCCAGAACCACCAUCCAAGAAAGCUAAGGUUGAGGAAUCUGAAGUUCCAAGCACCGAACCUGCUAGCUCUCCUUCUGUUGUGAUAUCUGAAGCACUGGCCAAAUUCUUUGGAACAAGCGAGAAGGAAAUGCUUCAAUCUGAGGUUUAUAAGCGUAUUGAAGAAUACAUUAAGACAGAAGGCUUGGAGGUAGCUGAAUGUUUGUUUCCGACCUCCCUUUUUUAUGCUUAUACUUUUUAAGUUAAUUUUGUCACAUUUCCUGGUCACUAGUGUCGUUUAAAGAUUUUCGUGUUUCAUGUAUGUUAAUUACCACACCACUUGCUAAUCUUGCUCACCUUUUGCAUAAACUAAUGUCAAGUGCGUUUGUUACGAGUAGGGAUUGAAUCUCUCAAACAUGGUCAUUAGGUCUUGAUCACAAUUCAGUUUAACAUGAUUCAUCUUCCAAACAUACCAAAUGAGGGAUUUUCAGGUAUAAGCUUGUUAGUUUUAAUGCACUCAUCUUCCCAAUCCAUUACCAAAUCCAGCAAAGUUACUUUAUCCUUACCAUCUACAUCCAAGUCUACUUCAACACACAACCAUUUAAAAUAUAAAACCACAUGUUCAGGCAUUCUGCAUUUUCUGAAAAGAACUGUAAGAAAAUAGGGAAGAAAAACAAAACAAAAAGCCCUAAUUUAUCAUUGAAUUCAACCUUCAAGUUUGUUGACAAUUUUGGGAAGAAACACAAAAAAAAGGCCCUAAUUCCAAUCAACAAAUCAACAAUUCCAAUAAACCUAUUAAUUUUGGGAAGAAACACAAAACAAAAAGCCUAAUUUAUUAUUGAAUUCAACCUUCAUGUUCAUUGACAAUUUUGGGAGGAAACACAAAAAAAAUAAAAAUUAAAAUAAGCCCUAAUUCCAAUCAACAAAUCAAACAUGACGGAAUCCAAUCAAAAAAUCAGCAAUUCCAAUCAACCUAUCAAUUUAGGGAAGAAACACCAAAAAAAGCCCUAAUUUAUUUUUGAAACCCUAGUUUUUCGGAUUCAAGAGGGAAAUUCGCUAGUAGUAGUUCGCAGCUAAACACAAAAAAAGCCCUAAUUUCGCUAGAUUUCGAAUAAGGGAACUAUUCUAGAAGCCAUACCUGUGUUGGAUAUUGCUUGUAGAUUUCGAAGAAGGAGGGAGAUGGUGAAGGACAGUUCGCAGCAGGAAGGAGAUGGUGCAGGACAGUAUCGCAGGAGUGGAAUUCGAAAUUAGAUGGGGUGACAUGCUUUGACAUCUAUUUUAACGGUCAAACAAACGUUUUUAAGUGUUUAAGGCUAUGAAAAACUUAAAUGCAAAUGUUAGAUGUUACUAUUUGGAAAAAUCUUACAAAAAUGUUGCUAUUCACGUUUAAUGAAAGUUCGAUGCUACCAUGUCAAAUUUCCCUUAAAUGAAUAAUAAAAUAUACUAACCUUGAGAAAACGCCUCGAGACUUCUGUGCACGGAGAAAGUUGAGGAGAGGAGAGAAACGAGAGGUGACAGUAGCAACUAAAAAAUAAUGAAAUUACGAUUUACGACUCGAAUACUCUGUUAUUGGGAAAAUUAAAUUAGGACCUUAUUUAGUUUUGGUAUUAUUUAUUUAUUUUAUUUUUAUUUAUUAAAAAUUAAAAAUAGAGUUAAAGUUUAAUAAAUACGAGAUAUAACCACUAUAUAUCAAAUAAUGAAACAUACUAAUUCCAUGGUUUAAGGCUAUUUGUAUUUUAUAUU
Messenger RNA from Amaranthus tricolor (Joseph's coat), 3529 nucleotides. RefSeq lists its product as uncharacterized. The coding region runs from base 1 to 1227 and encodes 408 amino acids. NCBI's taxonomy places the organism in Eukaryota, Viridiplantae, Streptophyta, Magnoliopsida, Caryophyllales, Amaranthaceae. The record is from RefSeq and is a predicted model, not a curated record. The transcript has 8 exons. Gene Ontology annotation, cellular component: nucleus.